Molecule: messenger RNA, 4023 nt
Organism: Oncorhynchus keta (chum salmon)
Lineage: Eukaryota; Metazoa; Chordata; Actinopteri; Salmoniformes; Salmonidae
Product: cell surface glycoprotein 1-like
Exons: 1
Coding region: 1-2421 (806 amino acids)
Source: RefSeq, a predicted model, not a curated record
AUGGACUUUCCCAGUCCAGACCUCAUCCAGAACAUCAUUGAGAUAAAUAGGCAACAAGGAAGAGGUUCAUCUGAACGCCUAGUAGAGCCUGAACCAGAGCCUGAACCAGAGCGUGAACCAGCAGAGCUUGAACCAGCAGAGCAUGAAGAACCUGAGCCAUCAGAGACUGAACCAGCAGAGCCUGUAGAACCUGAACCAACACAACCCGAGCCAAUAGAAGAGCCUGAACCAGAGCCGGAACCAGCAGAGCCUGAACCAACAGAGCAUGACAAACCUGAACCAGCAGAGCCUGAACCAGCAGAGCCUGAGCCAGGAGAGCCUGAGCCAGUAGAAGAUCCUGAACCAGUAGAAGAGCCUGAACCAGCAGAGUCUGAACCAGCAGAGCCUGAACUUGCAGAACCUGAACCAGCAGAGCCUGAACCAGCAGUGCCUGAACUCGCAGAACCUGAACCAGUAGAGCCUGAGCCAGUAGAGCCUGAGCCCGCAGAGCCUGAACCUGCAGAGCUUGGACCAGCAGAGCCUGAACCUGCAGAGCUUGGAGAAUCUGAACAAAGAGAGCCUGAACCAGCAGAGCCUGAAGAACCUGAACCAGCAGAGCUUGAGCCAGGAGAAGAGCAUGAACCAGCAGAGCCUGUACCAGUAGAUUCUGAACCUUUAGGGGAGCCUGGACCAGCAGAGCCUGAGCCAGUAGAGCCUGAACCAGCAGAGCCUGAACUCGCAGAACCUGAACCAGCAGAGCCUGAGCCAGUAGAGUCUGAACCUUCAGGGGAGCCUGAACCUGCAGAGCUUGAACCAGCAGAACCUGAACCAGCAGAACAUGAAGAACCUGAACCAGCAGAGCCUGAACCAGCAGAGUCUGUACCAGUAGAUUCUGAACCUUCAGGGGAGCCUGAACCAGUAGCGCCUGUACCAGCAGAGCCUGAGCCAGUAGAGCCUGAACCAGCAGAGCCUGAACCAGCAGAGCAUGAAGAACCUGAACCAGGAGAACCUGAACCAGCAGAGCAUGAACCAGCAGAGCCUGAGCCAGUAGAAGAGGAUGAACCAGCAGAGCCUGUACCAGUAGAUUCGGAACCUCCAGGGGAGCCUGAACCAGUAGAGCCUGAACCAGUAGAGCCUGAACCAGCAGAGCCUGAACCUGCAGAACGUGAGCCUGCAGAGCCUGAACCUGUAGAGAUUGGACCAGCAGAGCCUGAACCAGGAGAGCCUGAACCAGCAGAGCCUGAACCAGGAGAGCCUGAACCUUCAGAGCUUGGACUAGCAGAACCACAACCAGCAGAGCAUGAAGAACCUGAACCAGCAGAGCCUGAACUCACAGAACCUGAACCAGCAGAGCCUCAGCCAGUAGAGUCUGAACCUUCAGGGGAGCCUGAACCUGCAGAGCUUGAACCAGCAGAACCUGAACCAGCAGAACAUGAAGAACCUGAACCAGCAGAGCCUGAACCAGCAGAGUCUGUACCAGUAGAUUCUGAACCUUCAGGGGAGCCUGAUCCAGUAGAGCCUGAACCUGCAGAGCUUGAACCAGCAGAGCCUGAACCAGCAGAGCAUGAAGAACCUGAACCAGGAGAACCUGAACCAGCAGAGCCUGAACCAGCAGAGCCUGAGCCAGUAGAAGAAGAUGAACCAGCAGAGCCUGUACCAGUAGAUUCGGAACCUUCAGGGGAGCCUGAACCAGUAGAGCCUGAACCAGCAGAGCCUGAGCCAGUAGAGCCUGAACCUGCAGAACCUGAGCCUGCAGAGCCUGAACCUGUAGAGAUUGGACCAGCAGAGCCUGAACCAGGAGAGCCUGAGCCAGCAAAGCCUGAGCCACCAGAGCCUGAACCUUCAGAGCUUGGACUAGCAGAACCACAACCAGCAGAGUAUGAAGAACCUGAACCAGCAGAGCCCGAACCAGCAGAGCCUGAACCCGCAGAACCUGAACCCGCAGAACCUGAACUAGUACAGCCUGAACCAGCAGAGCCUGAGCCAGCAAAGCCUGAGCCACCAGAGCCUGAACCUUCAGAGCUUGGACUAGCAGAACCACAACCAGCAGAGCAUGAAGAACCUGAACCAGCAGAGCCCGAACCAGCAGAGCCUGAGCCAGCAAAGCCUGAGCCACCAGAGCCUGAAUCUUCAGAGCUUGGACUAGCAGAACCACAACCAGCAGAGCAUGAAGAACCUGAACCAGCAGAGCCUGAACCAGCAGAGCCUGAAUCAGUAGAGCCUGAGCCAGUAGAGCCUGCACCUGCAGAUUCUGAAUCGGUAAAGACUGACCCAGCAGAACCUGAGCCUAAUGCCGCAUUGCCUGAACCGGCAGAGCCUGAUCCAGUAGCACCUGAACCAAUAGAGCCUGGGGAGCCUGAACCUCCACGGGAGCCUGAACAACCUAAGGAAAAACCUAGGAAGAAGAAGAAAUGUCAUAAGAAACAUAAGACUAACAUAUAAGUAUUAACAUACAAUUCAGUUAUUGUCCAAUGAAACUCAGACCUGUGCCCAAACCACCCCAAAAUAUAUACAAUGUUAAAUCUUCCAAACAUUUAUUUGUCCAGACUUCCAGUGUGUUCUGAGGCCAUGGUAAGAGGCAGCUAAAUAGACUGUAGUUGAUGUGUUGUGAGAUGAGAGUUCCACUCUUCUAAUACAGUUUGAAACAAUAUACAGCAGAGGUGUCAAACUCAUUCCACAGAGGGCCUAGAGUCUGCAGGUUAGACAACCAGUGGAGGGGAGUUCCUUACUAAUUAUUGACCUUAUUUUAAUCAAUUAAGUACAAGGGAGGAGCAAAAACCCGCAGACACUCGGCCGUCCGUGGAACGAGUUUGACACGUGAUACAGUAUAUCUGGUUCUUCUUUAUGUACAUUACAAUUACGGUUGGCUCUCUUCUUCACUAUUACAUGUACAUUUCACCUUAAUAACAUUUGAAAUAAAGAUUAAACCAAUACAUUUAUCUGGUCUUCCUUCAUGUACAUCUUCAUCAACUGAACCGACUAGGCUAGAGCAAGAGCUAGAGUUGCUUGAGUGAGAGCGUGAGAAGCAACCAGUAAGUUCCCCCUCUGCUGGAAGCAACACUGUCAUUCCAAUACACAGUCUGAUGUUUUGAGUACAAUUGCAAUUGCAUGUUUAAUAGAGAAGACAAAUGUGACACUACAUUGCAGUUGAAAAGGUGAUGGUUACUGGUAACUUACUGCUCACUUGGCACUAUUUGAUGAUUUGUUUCCCACCCAAAGAAUAUUGCAACUUCUAACUCAUAACUAAACCCACGGUCAGUAACUCCUAGAGGGUUAAAUGUAAUGGUUCUACUGGAACUAAAACAUCACAUUAAUGUGGUCUUCCAAAUGACCAGAUCCUCCCUCUUGAAAUGUAUCUAUUCAAAGAUUUGGGGUUUAUCAUCGUUUUCUGCGAUGAAACAGGAAAUAAGUUUUAAAAUAAGUCAUACAGCAGAGUUUCUAAAAGUUUAUCUUGAAAGGUAAGUCAAAAACAACUAGAUAUGUCCAGCAGACACACAGAUUGUAAUGUAAUUACAAUGUAAAUUGUAAUGCAUAUAUUGCAUAUGCAUAUAUUAUGAUCCAUAAGAAAAUAGCCGAUGCAUUAAUCAGGUACUGCAUAACAGGAUUUUCUGAGUGCUCUUGAGAAUGGAAUAUGAAAAAGAACUCAGACACAUGCCUACAUGAUGAAGUCAGGUAAGAGCUUUAGGCAUACAGUGCAGAUAAAGGGUGUAUUGUUCUGUCACAUAGGUCAUCAGACCACACAGGUGACUUCUCUGUCUGGUCUAACAUGGGCUGGCUGGGCUGGGUCAAAGUUUCUACAAACAAUGAGUUGGCCUUUAUCCUCCUUUUAUGGUGUAGGAAGGAAGAUGUAGAGUAGUUAUUUUCCAGCGUUGUCAAUGGAAUCUCAAAUGCAUACUUCCUUUUUUUGAUUAUGGACCAUACAGUGGCUCUAUAGACAGUAGAUAAUAGACGGUGCACUAUAAUAGUAUUUAUGACAGUGUAAAGCUCACCGCGAUUACCAGCCUUUUUUCCCUUGAUGUCAUCAACAACCCUUAGAAAAGAAGA